CCUAGUGUGGUCAAAACGAUGGAUGGACACGUGAAAGUAGUAUUUCUUGAUGAAGAGUACAAGUUUUAAUGGAGAAUAAAAAAAGGAAAAGAAAGACUUGCAUACAAUGCAAUGAGGAAUAUAGUGCAAGACAUUUGAGCAGGCAUGCCUGUAUCCCAAAUGAAGAAACAGUUAAUGAGCCGUUGCAUCAAACAUCAUCUGCAGUAAAUACCGACACUUCUAAACAAGACAUUGGUGUGGAUAUAAAUUUACCAAGGUAUUCUGAUUCUGAAGACUGUGAUAAUGAGGUGUGUGUUGAUGAACAUUUAUCGGAUUCAUCUGAUAAUGAAGAGGAACUCUUAUUUGUUGAUGGGCUUUUAGAUAAUGAUUAUUCAUCAGAUGAUCAAACAUCAGAUGUAACUUAUGAUCAGUAUUUAGUGUCCUUUUUUAGAAUGCUGCUUAGAUGGCAGGCUUUAUUCUAUGUGUCUGAUCAAGCUUUUGCAUAUUUGAUUUUACUUUUUAAAUCACUAUUGUAUUUGAUCUCCUCUACCUCUGAAUUUGCUUCUGAGUUGUAUAAGAAAUUUCCAGCAACUUUAUACCAGCUCAACAAGUUUAUCCGUUUUGAUAGAGACAACUUCAAAAAAUUUGUAGUUUGCCCAAAGUGCUUUGCUGUUUAUGAACUAGAAGAUUGUAUAGAGUUUGUUGAAGGUUCUCAAACUUCAAAACAAUGUAGAAAUGUUGUUUUUCCAAAUCACUCUCUAGCUCAUUAUCGUAGACCAUGUGGUGAACUACUUAUGAAAAUCAUUAAUAUAAAUGGUAACCAAAAAUUAGUUCCAAAAAAAACCUUUUGCUACAAAAGUUUAGAAGAAAGUUUAAAAAUUUUAGUUAAUAGAAAGGAUUUUGAAGAUCAGUGUGAAUCAUGGCGCAACAGAAUUGUAUCUGAGGAUAUAAUGAUUGAUGUAUAUGAUGGUGAUGUUUGGAAAGAUUUUAAUGGGAGAUCAUACAAUUUUUUUACAGAAGAACGCAACUAUGGGGUUAUGUUAAAUGUUGAUUGGUUUCAGCCAUUUAAAUAUACAAAUUACUCAGUUGGUGCAAUAUACCUUACAAUUUUAAACUUGCCAAGGCAGGAAAGAUUUAAGAAAAGAAAUAUUAUUCUCAUUGGUCUAAUUCCAGAUAUGAAAUCUGAACCACCUACCAAUUCAUUUAUUGAACCACUUGUAGAGGAACUGAGAAUUGCUUGGAAUGGUUUCACUAUGAACAGCUUCAAAUGUCAACAGAAUCCAGCAACAUUUAAAGUAGCUUUGAUUUGUGUAGGUUGUGAUAUACCUGCCAGCAGAAAACUAUGUGGAUUUUUAGGUCAUUCUGCCACCAAGGGAUGUAACAAGUGUACCAAAACUUUUGAUGGAGUUGUCGGGGAAAAAAAUUAUGGGAGUUUUGAUGUUUCAUCAUGGGAAUUAAGAAAUUUAGAAUCGCACAAAGAGGCUGUUAAAAAAAUAGUUAAAUGUAAAACAAAAACAAAUAGGGAAAGGUUAGAGAAAGAAUAUGGAGUACGCUAUUCGGUCUUACUAGAAUUGGAAUACUUUGAUCCUAUAAGAAUGACAAUUAUAGACCCAAUGCAUAAUUUGUUUUUAGGGACUGCAAAACGCAUGUUAAUUCUGUGGAAAGAUAGUAAAAUUUUACUGCCUGAACAUUUCAACGAAAUUCAAAAACGAAUGGAACAAGUACAAUGUCCAUCUGAUGUUGGUAAAUUACCACAAAAAUUUUCAAGUAGUUUUGGUUCUUUUAAUGCAGACCAAUACAAAAAUUGGACCAUUCUUUUUUCCAUUUUUGCACUGAAUGGAAUUUUACCUGAUGUUCAUUUAGAAUAUUGGAGAAAGUUUGUUAUUGCUUGCAAACUGCUUUGUACAAGAUAUUUGUCCAGAAAUAAUGUCAAGGUUGCACAUUUGUUAUUGGUAUCUUUUUGUAGAAAAGUAGAGCAAGCAUUUGGUUGUCAAGUUAUAACACCUAAUAUGCACAUGCAUGCACAUUUAAACAAGUGCAUAUAUGAUUUUGGUCCUGUUUAUUCCUUUUGGCUUUUUAGUUUUGAGCGUGAAAAUGGUGCUUUGGGUUCUAUUCCAACAAACAAAAGAGAUAUAGAAGUACAACUCAUGAGAAAAUUUUUGAAAUAUAAUCAUUGUGAAGAUGUGUUAUUUGAUGAAUUGAAUUUUUCUGUUGAACAUUUUGGACCUGAAUUUCAAAAACUCAAUAUGAUGUAUGAUGGAAAGGACAGAGCCAAAGUCAAGUGGUUUUCAAAACUUGAUGAACAAACUUUCAAACACUAUGGCAAACCUGUAGAAGCAUGGCAUAGCAAUGUGUUUGAUGUAGAAGGCCCAUCUACAUACAUACCCGUACAACGAAUCAAAUCAAAGUUUGUGUAUGCUUAUGAUAAAAUAGGAGGCAAAAAUGUCAUUGUUGUCAUGCCAAGAGAAAGGUUUCUUUGCUAA
Magallana angulata is the source of this 2462-nucleotide messenger RNA. RefSeq lists its product as uncharacterized. NCBI's taxonomy places the organism in Eukaryota, Metazoa, Mollusca, Bivalvia, Ostreida, Ostreidae. The record is from RefSeq and is a predicted model, not a curated record. The transcript has 3 exons. The coding region runs from base 69 to 2462 and encodes 797 amino acids.